Trametes versicolor FP-101664 SS1 is the source of this 1572-nucleotide messenger RNA. RefSeq names its product cytochrome P450. NCBI's taxonomy places the organism in Eukaryota, Fungi, Basidiomycota, Agaricomycetes, Polyporales, Polyporaceae. The coding region runs from base 1 to 1572 and encodes 523 amino acids. Gene Ontology annotation, molecular function: heme binding; monooxygenase activity; oxidoreductase activity, acting on paired donors, with incorporation or reduction of molecular oxygen. The transcript is spliced from 10 exons. The record is from RefSeq and is a predicted model, not a curated record.
AUGUCCCCUUCAGCGCCGCCCUUCCUCGGCGAGCUUGCGUUUGAACUGAACACCGUCGCUCUGUGCUUUGUCGCUUCCCUUGCUGUUGUUAUAGCCCUACGCGGAAUAUGGCUUCGCAAGGCCUCAAACAGGCCUCCUCCGCCAGGCCCUAGGGGUCUCCCACUGCUGGGAAAUCUCUUUGACAUGCCGCGACAUAGCGCGUGGCUAACGUUUUCGGCGUGGUCCAAGGAAUUCGGCGAUGUUGUGCAUCUACGCGUCCUCGGACGAUCCAUCGUCCUCCUCAACUCUGCCGAAGCCACCUCGGACCUCCUCGAGAACCGCUUCGGUAUCUACUCAAACCGCCCGGACUUCCCGCUCAUGAACCUGGUCGGCCACAACAACUGGAACUUCGCCUUCAUGCCGUACGGAAAGCAAUCGCGCGCCAUGCGCCGCCUCUUCAGCAGCAAGUACUCGUCGCCCGCCGCGCAGCAGCUUUUCUACGACUCGCACCGCGCGUCGAUGGGCCGCUUCCUCCAGCACGUCUUGCGCGACCCCGAGGGGUUCUCGGAGCACCUCAAGCUGCGUUCGGGGCAGCUUAUCAUCGACGUCACGUACGGGAUCAUGAUUGAGAGCGUGGAGGAUCCGCUGCUGAAGACGACGGAGGCUGUCAUGGACGUGGCUUCCGUCGCGCUCAGCCCGCCGAUGUGGCUCAUGAACCCGUCAGCUAUCAUGCAGUUCAUUCCGAAAUGGCUCGGGGGAUCUGCGGUGUCGCUCCGGCUGCAGCGCUGGCGCCAGGAUGUCGAAGAUUUGCGGAAUGUCGCGUUCUAUACUUGUAAAGAGCGACUCGGUAAGGGCCUAGCGAAGCCCUCGUACACCGCGAGUCUCUUGCAGGAGCUGACGCCCGAAGACGGAUCUGUCGAAGAGAGCAUGAUUCGCGAUACAGCCGCCGUAGCUUAUGGAGGUGCUUUUGAGACCACUGUCAUUAGCGGUGAGGUGUUCCUGCUAGCUAUCGCACUGCACCCGGAGGUGCAGGCACGCGCACAAGAGGAAAUCGACCGCGUUGUGGGCACGCACCGUCUGCCCGACUUCGUCGACCGCGACCGCCUGCCGUACGUGACCGCGAUCAUGAAGGAGAUCCUGCGGUGGCAUCCGCCCGCGCCCACCGGGAUACCACACCUGCUGAUAGAGGACGACGUGUACCGGGGAUACCGGAUCCCGAAGGGGUCUAUCGUGAUGGGCAAUGUGUGGGGAAUCACGCACGACCCUGCAAUGUACCCAGACCCACUUGCGUUCAAGCCCGAGCGGUACAUCGCCGCGGACGGCACCUUUGACUGCAGCACGAACGACCCGAGCCGAUACGUCUUCGGCUUUGGCAGACGCGUGUGUCCAGGCAAGUUCUUCGCGGAGGACUUAGCGUGGCUCACCGUCGCGCAGUUCUUGGCUGUCAUGACCGUCACCAUUCCCGCCGGCUGCCCGCAGCCCAAGGUGGAGUUCGUUUCUGGGGCCAUCUCGCGGCCUGCGCCGUUCGAGUGCGAAAUCCGGCCGCGAUCGGAUGUUGCGGCCCAGCUUAUCGAGUGUUGCGUGAGAGAGUAG